Messenger RNA from Solanum stenotomum, 1680 nucleotides. RefSeq lists its product as uncharacterized. The coding region runs from base 1 to 1680 and encodes 559 amino acids. The record is from RefSeq and is a predicted model, not a curated record. The transcript is spliced from 3 exons. NCBI's taxonomy places the organism in Eukaryota, Viridiplantae, Streptophyta, Magnoliopsida, Solanales, Solanaceae.
AUGGACAUUAAGUACGUAAAUUUGAGGUUUCACAUCGGUGGUAUACUUGUGAGUGAGGUAGGACCUGUUUAUAUUGGGGGGGAAAAAGAAUAUGCCUUCAAUGUUGAUAUAGACCAUUUGUCUAUUCCGGAAGUGAAUGACUAUUGCAGGGAUUUUGGGGUUACCAAUAUAGAAAAAAUAUAUAUUGGAGCUACUCAAGUUGGCAAUUUGGUAGAAUUGGUUAAAGAUAGAGAUUUAUUGGUCUUAGCCAAUUUGUUGGUUGUUGGGGGUACUAUGGACAUUUAUAUCUGCCAUAAAGGGGAAGUUUUUAUCAAAACAACACAUGUGACCAAUGAGUCUUUUGAGACCACAUGCAAUGAAGUGGAUAGACCUAAUAAAGAAUCUACCAACAAAGCUGGUGAAGGUCUCAAUGCACAUUUAGGUAAAGAAAUAACACUUAUUGAUGGUAGAAAUCAAAUUGUCGGGGUCCAACAAUCAAAUCUAAUAGAAAAUGGCAGCAGAAACACAAAUGAAGCUGAAGAUGAAUUGAAGUUUUCUAGUGAAGAUGAAGAUUUGGAGGAAGAUGAAGUAGAAACUAUUGUGCAGAGUGAUGUUGAAAGUGAUGAGAAUGUUGACUUUUCUAGUGACGAGGAUGGUUAUGGGAAUCCUGGUUUUGAAGACAUUGAUAAACCCAAGAAAAAUUUAACUGGUAAGCUAGUAGGUGAUGAGCCUUUUUAUGACAGUUCUGAUGUCGAUAGUUUUGAAAGUGAAAGUGAGGGGGAAAUAGAUAUUGAAAGAUCUGAUAUUUUAAGGGCAAGAAAGAAGAACAAGAGGGUCUCAUAUGAUCCAACAUGGAAAAAAGUUGUGUGGCAACUUAAUAUGGUAUUUGAAAAUGUAAAAAAAUUUAGAGAAGCUUUGAGCAAGUAUGCAAUUGAGAGAGGUUGUCAACUGGAUAAGAUCCACAAUGAUCAAAGAAGGGUCAGAGUAAAAUGCAAAGCUAAUGGCUGUCCUUGGAUACUUUAUGCAAGCAAAGAUUUUAAAUCUUCCGAUUUCAUUAUAAAAACCUACAAUCCUAGACAUAAGUGUUAUAGGACCAAUACUAACACAAUGUGCAACUCUAAGUUUUUGGCUAAGUACUAUAAAAGUAGAAUUGUUUCUCAACCUUGCAUAAAGGGAUGGGAAAUACAAGAUUUGGUCAGGACAGACAUGGGAUUGUAUGUUGGUAAGUUCGUGUGUUUGAAGGCCAGAAAAAUGGUGUUGAAAAAGAUAAUGGGUGAUCAUGUUGCUAAGUUUACUAGAAUCUAUAACUAUAGAGAUAUGCUUCUUGAAUCAAAUCCAGGAAGCACUUGUGUGGUGAAAGUGACAAAUUGUGAUGAUAGAAAAAAACUCUUUCAUUCCUUUUAUAUUUGUUUUUCAGCUUUGAAAAAAGGAUUCAUUGAGGGUUGUAGAAAGUGCAUUGGGUUAGAUGGUUGUUUUUUGAAGGGAAUAUCUAAAGGCCAGCUACUUGUUGCUAUUGCAAAGGAUGGGAAUAAUCAGAUGUUCCCAAUAGCAUGGGCUGUUGUUGGAACUAAAAGUAGAGAAACUUGGACUUGGUUUUUGAGAAUCUUGAAAUCUGAUUUGGACAUUAAUGAUGAAGGAGAAGGAUUGACUAUCAUAAGUGAUAUGCAAAAGGGAUUAUAUUUAGCUGUUCAGGAGUUGUGA